GGCUGAAUGUCUGCAGGACAUGCUUAACGUUUGUCUAUCCAUGUUCUUCUACUAACAACCAGCAGGGUUGGCACAUAGAUGCACAGAGACUGGCAUAUUGCUCCACUCAGGAGCUCUCUAUGACAGAAAUUCAGAAGGCAGAGCAGCAGAUUGUUUACAGUUGCAUGAGAGUUACAUGUUGAGCAGUUUACGUGUUGUUGCAUUUAGCUUUAGAGACGCAGUUUCUGUUUGAGGGCAAUUUUGUGUCAUUUGGUCUGUGUUUUUUGGUUUGAAACACGGUCUUUAUUGUGGAGAAAUAGCUUCUCCUUUUGUCAAUUAGUUUUUCUGUUGACUUUUCAUCCCUCCAUUGCUUAGAGGUUGCCUUUUUGAUCUUUUGCCACCAUGUGGGAGUUCAGGUCCAUGUCUUUUUGGCGGGCGGUGUUCGCUGAGUUCUAUGGCACCAUGUUCUUUGUAUUCUUUGGGCUGGGGGCAGCCCUCCGCUGGACCACUGGGCCCCAUAAUGUCCUCCAUGUGGCCUUCUGCUUUGGGCUGGCGGCUGCCACCCUCAUCCAGUCCAUCGGCCACAUCAGUGGAGGACACAUCAACCCAGCUGUUACCUUUGCCUACCUGAUUGGCUCCCAGAUGUCGCUGUUCCGUGCCUUCUUCUACAUCGUGGCCCAGUGUCUCGGAGCACUUGCUGGUGCUGCCGUGCUCUACGGUGUCACACCCAACAACAUGAGGGGAAAUCUAGCACUCAACACGCUGCAGCCAGGUAUUAGCCUGGGCAUGGCCACCACCAUGGAGGUCUUCCUCACCCUGCAGCUUGUCGUCUGCAUCUUUGCUGUGACGGAUGAAAGGCGCAAUGGACGCCUGGGCUCUGCUGCCCUGGCCAUUGGCUUCUCAGUGCUCAUGGGACAUCUUCUUGGGAUGUACUACACUGGAGCAGGAAUGAACCCAGCAAGGUCCUUCGCUCCUGCUGUCCUGGUCAGGAAUUUUGUCAACCACUGGGUGUACUGGGUGGGACCCAUGAUUGGUGGUGCCAUGGGGGCUCUGCUGUAUGACUUUAUGCUGUUCCCCCGUAUGCGUGGUCUCUCCGAGAGGCUCGCCACACUCAAGGGCACCCGGCCCCCAGAGGCUGAGGGCCAGCAGGAGACCAGGGGAGAGCCCAUCGAGCUCAAGACACAGGCCCUAUAAGCCUGGAGAAGAAGAUUGGCUUUCUGACCCCCAUUCCUCACCCCUCACCCCUCAAUCUGGACCCUCAGUUCCUGGUCCAUCCUCAGCCCACAAAGCAUUUCUGCACACAUACCUCCUCCACGCCUCCACACAUGCUAACACAGAUCCCAAACACUUUUGUUAUCCUUGUUCUGCAUCCACAACUGGACCUACUGAAUUACAGUGAAGGGGCAACCACAGCCCUGACCAUCUCGUCUGAUUUCACCUCUACCCAUCCUUCCUCCUCCUCCUCCUCCUCCUCCUCCUCCCCCUUGGACUGCAGGACAAAGAUGGAGGGUUAGAAGAAGACUUGCCACUGAAGGAAGCACCCUGUGCCCUGUGGUGUGGGGAGUCAGUCACUCCUGGCUGACCAGGUGGCUAUAACUGCUCAGGACAGGGGCCUCUCUCUCUCUCUCUCUCUCUCUCUCUCUCUCUCUCUCUCUCUCUCUCUCUCUCUCUCUCUCUCUUUCUUUCCCUUUCUCUCUCUUUCUGUUUUUCUCCCUAUUUUGUAGUCUGCUAGGAGUGAAGCUACAGUAGAGCAGUGGACUUCUGCAUGCUUUUCCAUUUUGAUCCAGUGUGAUCUCGCCCUUUGUUUUGUUUUGUUUAAUGAACUUUGGGUAAAUUACAUGUACGUAUUGUACUUUACCAGUAUUUAUUUGGCUCAUAUUCUUUUUUUUCAGUUGUAUGUGUGUGUGUUUGUGUGUGAGACAGAGAGUGAGUGUGCAUGCAUGUCUCUGUGCAUGUGUAUGCGUGUGUGCUUGUUUUAAUUGAUCAUUUUUAUUUUUCAUUGCCACAAUCCUUUGUCUGUAUCAUGACUUCCUUCUUUUUUUUUCAUACAAGCAUUUAGAGAAAGAUGCAGCCUUUUCCACGCCCUCACUGAUACUGAAAAAGUUCUGGAAAACAUUUGCAAUACAGAUUCCACGUUUAGAGCGAUCCCCUUUUUAUAUCCAACAAAAAUAACAUGCCUUUGAGUCAAAGCCAAAUUCAUUCAGUUUAGAGUUUGUGUCUCAGCUAGUGAAGCACACACAUUCAUAUUUAUAUUAAAAUAAACACAAAACACAAAA
This is a messenger RNA of Dicentrarchus labrax (European seabass), 2255 nucleotides long. It is a transcript of the gene mipa, whose product is annotated as major intrinsic protein of lens fiber a. Gene Ontology annotation, molecular function: water channel activity. Lineage: Eukaryota; Metazoa; Chordata; Actinopteri; Moronidae. Gene Ontology annotation, cellular component: plasma membrane. The transcript is spliced from 4 exons. Gene Ontology annotation, biological process: transmembrane transport. The record is from RefSeq and is a predicted model, not a curated record. The coding region runs from base 382 to 1173 and encodes 263 amino acids.